Linum trigynum is the source of this 2152-nucleotide messenger RNA. NCBI's taxonomy places the organism in Eukaryota, Viridiplantae, Streptophyta, Magnoliopsida, Malpighiales, Linaceae. The record is from the annotation of a GenBank genome assembly.
GACUCAAAAUUCCUGUUCACUCCCCUCUGAUUGGUUGUUGGGCAAGGGUGGGCCCUUUGUAUCCCUUGGGAGCUUGGCGGGUGAUCUUCAGUGUGCAGGUGGAGUUCCAGUUUGAUUCUGAUGCCUGGUCUGCUUUGGAUUGUGUUUGGUUACUCUCUUUUGGUUUCUUUGGGUUGCUGCAAACUGGAGCUUGGUUUCAGUCGCGUUGGUCACAGGGAGUCUUUCCUUUAUCUGUGAUUUCUGAGUGAUUCGAUGGCUGGUCAUGAUCUUUGCUCUGAGGGGCUGGGGAGGUCGCUUCCGUUUUGUAUUGACGGUGACGAUGAUUGACGUGGGUGGCAGUCAGAUUGCUUUUUUUAGUUUUUCCAUUUCAGGUUAUGGAUGGUUUCACAUUGUUUUAGGCAGUAUCCUGUGCCCUUUCGAAAUCCGAAAAGCUGUUCAGAGGGUUCUUGCUUGGUUGGCAGGCCGCCACAUCGCCAACUAUCCGGCCCAGUCUCCCAUAUCAUCUCCACUGACUCACCAUAGAAGUGGAGAAGCCGAGGAGUCCGUGCAUAUCUCUUCCUCUCCUUUCCUCUCUGCCAUGGCGAGGAGCACCCCACAACCUCCGGCUCUCUCAUUUUUCUUCUGCGUUGGAGUAAGAAGCAAUCAACAGAUGGACUUAGGGGUCCGAAAGAGGAAUCAGAAAGCCCCCGAUUGACAGGUUAUAUUUUAAUUUCUAGGUGACUUUCCUCCUCUUCUGAUGAAUUUGUUUUUCACCCCGUUCUUAAAUAGUUCUUUUUCUCUCAAAAGGGUUCAUUGAUUUCUUUCUCAAAUCUGGCAGUUGAUGAUGAGAGAAUCGGGUUGCAAAAGACACAGAUUUCACGUGGUGACCCAUGGGGCGACGGCACGCGUGGGGUGACAGACUAGAAAAAUGAAGCAUGGGGUUGCCCAUUUCCUUUACUGCCAUCCCCGCCAUAAUCCUCAAGUUCCCGAAGCUGGCAUUCAGCUUCUGUUGAAUGUUUCAUCUGGAAACCCGCACUCUUCUCCUCGAAGUUCCUCUUAGACAUCAGCAAGCAGUUCUGCAAAGGGGAAGGCAAAGAUGUCUAGCACACCAUAUCAAAAUCUCAGCCCAUUUUUCCAAAUUGGUCAAGCUUUAUCAGAAGAGGCAAGUGGGGCUGGACAUGCCAACCCAAUUUUGGGUGAGGCUAAGCAUUCUUCAUAGUGAUGCAGGGCCUGCUUUGCAAGCUUCCGGCAUUCCAUCAAAAGAUAAUGCCUCACUUCUUCAUAAUCUAGGAAAAUCACCCAUGGCUGAUAGCAUUGUUGCUGUUGAUGUUGCUGCAUCUGCAGUUGAAGUUGUUACAUCUGCUGCUGGUCCUGCAUCUUCACAAGUUAUGAUGAGUGAAGGGCCAAAUUUGUUGAGCCCAUCCCAAGAAAUGCCUUUUAGUGUUUCAAGCUCUCUUGGUGGAAAUAGUGAGAUUCCACAUGGUUCUUCCCCAUCAACCAAGCUUUUGGCAUCUCCUUUGGCAAAGAUAAUACUGGAAAAGCAGGAUAAUGCAUCACCAUAGGGUGACGCUGGUGACUCUCAAAUUCUGCUCCAUUUACAGUUGGGGAUUCAGGCUCUAGUGUCAGGACCAGCAAGCCUACCCCUGUGAAACGUCGUUUGUAUGAUGCAUAGAAUUACUCUUUCUAGCCCCAGUAGUUCUUUUCUGAGAUCAAAGGUGGGUAUGUGGAAAAUAUUAUAGUGUUGGUUAUGGUUUUUUGUGUACCAUCUGCCAUGGUCAGAUAUUUAUAUGCUGACCUGUUUGUUUUCUUAUUGUUAUCUCCUGUGCAGGUGAAUCUGGAUGUGUUUCAUGGUGUGUCGGUUGUUGCUGAAUCAAGUUUGUGAUGAACCUCGUUUACAUAUGGACUGUCGAUCAUGUGGCCAGGAUAGAUUUCCUCCACAACUUAGUGAAGUUGAUGGCUUCUGCUAGGGAAAUUUGGCUUUAUUCUGUGGAGAACACCUAUGUGAAUGGUGGUUGUCGGUUAUGUAGAUCUACUAUGGUUGUUGUUGCAGAUGGUGAUGGUUGGGAAGUCUAAGAACAAGUAUCUGAAACUAAUGCCCUGUUCACUUGCUAUUUCGUUUUCUAAUUUUCGUUGCCACCACAGAAAUUAGGAAAUAUAAAUGGAAAAACGUGUU